AUGCUCCUCAAGUUCUCGCUGUUGGGCCUCUUCGUCACGUCCGUCAUCGCUGACGGUGCUGCCAUCGUGGCCGCCAUGGAUGAGAUCGCUGCGCAAAACACAUUGCUAGGCGACACCGUUGCCGCCUGGGACGGUGGCCUCUUUGGCACGCUCCCCAUCAUCGUCGACUCAACCAAGCUGCUCAUCAAGAUCAACGAGGCGACCAAGGUCGCCGAGGAGUCGGAGCCCCUGAACCUCAUCGAGGCCAUCACCGUCGCGCAAUCGACGCAGAAGCUCGCAGGUGGAGUCGACACAACGCUUGGCAACGUCGUUGACGCGAAGCCCAAGUUCGACAAGCUUCUGCUCAGCCCCAUUAUCCUCCUCAACCUCAAGCUCGAGAAGGACGCAACCGACAAGUUCAGUGCAGCUGUUAUUGAGAAGGUCCCCGAAUCGCUGCAAGCUGUGGCCAAGAAUUUGGUUGCACAGAUCGACACGGCAUUCGACAAUGCUAUUGAUGCGUAUCAUUGA
Colletotrichum truncatum is the source of this 507-nucleotide messenger RNA. Its product is annotated as antigenic cell wall. Lineage: Eukaryota; Fungi; Ascomycota; Sordariomycetes; Glomerellales; Glomerellaceae. Gene Ontology annotation, cellular component: extracellular region. The record is from RefSeq and is a predicted model, not a curated record.